Messenger RNA from Daldinia childiae, 1821 nucleotides. RefSeq names its product Arylsulfatase. The record is from RefSeq and is a predicted model, not a curated record. Bases 1 to 1821 code for a protein of 606 amino acids. The transcript is spliced from 3 exons. Gene Ontology annotation, molecular function: arylsulfatase activity. NCBI's taxonomy places the organism in Eukaryota, Fungi, Ascomycota, Sordariomycetes, Xylariales, Hypoxylaceae.
AUGGCACCAGGGAAAAGACCUAACUUUCUUAUUGCUUUGGCUGAUGACCUAGGCUUUUCGGAUAUUGGGUCAUUCGGUGGUGAAAUAAAUACACCUAACGUUGAUAAACUCGCCAAGAAUGGAAUACGGUUUACAGAUUUCCACGCCGCUGCGGCGUGCUCACCAUCACGAGCUAUGAUCAUGACUGGCACGGAUCACCACAUAGCCGGCCUUGGAAAUCUGAUCGAAUGGACUAACGUCUCUGGUCAGAAUGAUCCCAACGGCACGAUGUCAACAUCAGUCCAGCGUGGUAUGCCCGGUUACGAGGGGUAUCUCAAUGAACGAGUUGCUGCACUGCCUGAGCUACUCCGUGAUGCGGGUUACCUGACUCUCAUGUCAGGUAAAUGGCAUCUAGGGUUGACACCGGAGCGGAGUCCGAAAGCUCGAGGUUUCGAGAGGAGCUUCGCACAUCUACCAGCGUGCAGCAAUCAUUAUGGAUAUGAGCCUCAGUUAGAAGGUAUGGACCAGAUACCAGAGUUCAUGACGAUGAGCUUUAUCGCUCUCCACAGUGAAGACGGCGAGUAUGUGAAGAAACUACCCGAAGGGUGGUACUCUUCUAACGGAUACGGAGACAAGAUGGUACAGUACCUAAAAAAUUGGAAAGAGACCGAGGAUGAGCGACCAUUCUUCGCUUAUCUACCUUUCACUGCCCCUCACUGGCCUCUUCAGGCUCCUCAGGAAUACAUUAAGAAGUACCGUGGUGUAUAUGAUGAUGGUCCUGAUGCUCUCCGUCAAAAACGCCUUCAACGCCUCAAGGAUCUUGGCAUGGUCUCGCAAAACGUCGAGCCCCACCCAGUUGUAGCCAACGAAGUUAAAGAGUGGAAAGAAAUGAGCGACGAAGAGCGAGCUAAUUCAUGUCGAGCGAUGGAAUGCUUCGCCGGUAUGGUUGAGUGUAUCGACGCUAAUGUCGGAAAGGUUGUAGAUUAUCUUGAGGAAAUUGGCGAACUAGAUAACACCUUCAUUUGUUUCCUCUCCGACAAUGGUGCUGAGGGUGCCGCAUACGAAGCUUACCCUAUCGUCCAAAGCACCAUGCUUCAACAUCUGAAGAAAUACUACAAUAAUCACAUAGACAACCUUGGAAAUGGCGACUCAUUCAUCUGGUAUGGUCCACGAUGGGCCCAAGCCGCUACUGCACCCAGCAGAUUAUACAAGGCAUACACAACCGAAGGUGGCGUUCGUGUUCCGUAUUUGAUGAAGCCGCCGGCGAGCUUCAGCGGUCAAUUCGAAGCCGGCAGUAUAACAAACCAGUUUGCGACCGUAAUGGAUCUUGCGCCUACGAUCCUUGAUAUGGCUGGCGUCAAGCACCCGGCGCCAACUUAUCAAGGCCGAGAGGUCGUCUCCAUGAGAGGCAAGUCAAUGGUCCCAUACCUACAAAAGAAGGCGGAGACAAUCCACGAGAAGGACUUUAUCAACGGAUGGGAGACAUGCGGACGAGCAGCCUGCCGCAAGGGCGACUGGAAGAUCGUUUUCAUCCCCAAGCCUAAGGGCCCGGAGCGAUGGCAACUCUACAACCUCGCGAAGGACCCCGGUGAAGUACAUGACCUCGCGGAACAAGAGCCCGAAAGGCUAAAGGAGCUAGUCAAGCUUUGGGACCAAUAUGUUCUAGAAACAGGUGUAAUACCGCUUUCCCCAGACCUAGGAAAUUGGAUGGCCGCUAUGGAGGAGCAAAUGCCCGAGAACGCGUGGAUCGAGUACGAGUACUGGAAAGGGGGUGCUAGGGAUGACCCCGCAAAGUUCACCAAACAAAUCCCUAGGUUCCAGAGGCAGGUUAAGGCAAUUUGA